This is a messenger RNA of Gongylonema pulchrum, 297 nucleotides long. The record is from the annotation of a GenBank genome assembly. Lineage: Eukaryota; Metazoa; Nematoda; Chromadorea; Rhabditida; Gongylonematidae.
AUGGAUAGCUGGUGCAAGAAGACAUUUGCUGCAAAUGGACUUCUGAAAGAAAUACAAGCCAGUGAAAUAUCACUGGAGCAGGCUGAACAAGAGAAAUACAUGCCCACAUUUGCAAGCCACUUACAUUAUCGAACGAUCGAUGUAUCAAGCAUUAAGGAGUUAGCAAAACGCUGGUAUCCAGACAUAUAUGCAAAAAGGCCGCGGAAAGCGGAAGCCCAUAGAGCUCUGGAUGAUAUCUGCGAAAGCAUUGAAGAAUUACAGUGGUAUAGGAAAAAUAUAUUUGUGCCUCAUACUUAG